AUGGCUAACUUUGAAUGUGCUGGGUGCCCUAACGCACUGGAUAACACCAUAUCAUUGCAAUGUCACCGAUGCAAUGACAAAUAUCAUGUAGCAUGCACGCGAAUCACAAUGCAAGAUUUUAAUGUGAUGAGCUCGGAAAUGAAAAGUUUAUGGAUAUGUGACGUUUGCAGGUGUAAACAACCAAGAGGUGAUCAUUCCAACACUCCAGUUCGAAACUCACCGGUGGAAAUGGAAUUCGUAACUCAACGUGUAAAAAGUCGUUCUAAUUGCUCUUGUUUAUCGGCUAGUAAUAUACGUGAAAUGAUUAGAGAGGAAUUGCGCAACAUUUUUAGUAACGACUUACACCCUAAAAUUCAUGAAAUAAAAAAUACACUUGCCUCAUUUGAAACUUCUUUGUCGUCAUUAAACCAAGAUAUAGAUAAAGUUAAAUCCGAUCAUGCUAACCAAUCUGAACAAAUGCAACAUAUUACUAAGGAGAACGAAACUUUGCGUGCAGCUAACAAGAGUAUCAUAACUCGUCUUACGCAACUUGAGCAGCAGACACGAGCUUCAAAUAUUGAGAUCCAAUGUGUUCCAGAGAAUAGACAAGAGAAUUUAGUUAACACAGUACAACAACUAGGCAAUAUCAUAAAAUGCCCUAUAGCCCCAGAAAAUAUACAUUUUUGUGCAAGAAUAGCGAAAAUGAAUACUAAAAGCCCCCGACCGAGAUCGAUAUUAGUAAAGUUCAGUAGUCCUAGACUACGUGACGAUUUUUUAGCAGCCACCAUUAAAUAUAAUAAAACAAAUAAUACGGAUAAGCUUAACACUAGCCAUUUGGGAAUCGCAAGCGCGAAAAAUACUCCAAUAUACGUUGCUGAAAAUCUUACGCCAGAGGGAAAAAUCUUACAUGUUGCAGCUCGCCGUAAGGCGAAAGAGCUCGGUUUCCGUUUUGUUUGGGUUCGUGAUGGAAAGAUUUUUGUUAGAAAAUCUGAAGGAUCAAACUACAUUCAUAUACGAAAUCAUGAUACUGUGAAUAAUUUGUCAUAG
Molecule: messenger RNA, 1026 nt
Organism: Parnassius mnemosyne (clouded apollo)
Lineage: Eukaryota; Metazoa; Arthropoda; Insecta; Lepidoptera; Papilionidae
Source: the annotation of a GenBank genome assembly